This is a messenger RNA of Pomacea canaliculata, 2982 nucleotides long. RefSeq lists its product as uncharacterized. Lineage: Eukaryota; Metazoa; Mollusca; Gastropoda; Architaenioglossa; Ampullariidae. The transcript is spliced from 6 exons. Bases 383 to 2227 code for a protein of 614 amino acids. The record is from RefSeq and is a predicted model, not a curated record.
CCGCCAGCUGCGGGGCAAAAAAAUGGGGCCGAGGCGAUGUCGUCUGUUGUCCAUUUGACUUUUUGUGGCUAAGUCAUCUAGAUACUCGCUACUUUUCUAGAUGUCUCAUGAACAAUAGCUCUGAAUACGCUGAACUUAAGCAAAGUUACAAUCAAUCGUGAGCUGCACGCCUACUAUUCAGCGACACACGUCCAUCGUGUACGUGUCACGUUCUAUUUUGAGACUUCGCUUCGACUGUGUGCAAAGGUGUGAUCGUCGCUCCUGCACUUGUUUACCUUCCAUGUGAAUGUGCUUGCGAAGUUAGAGGAUACAUGUGAUGACGUAUACACAGCAAGUUUGAUUCAUUUAGUAAGAAACCAAUCAGUUUCCCUCUUCGAAGAUAAUGGCCUUCAAAAGGUUAUCAGGUAGUACAGUGAGAGUAUCACAGCUCGCUGAAAAACUCUUGCAGAACGAGACAGUUCUGUAUGAUUUAUUUGGAGAACUGAUGGACUAUCAUUGCUCCAUCGAGAGAAGCAGUAUAGCAAGUGGUAACAUCUUAGUGACCCACGGAGACCCCAAGACGGUGGAAGAGGUCAUCCACAAAGUGGUCAUCGAAACUGAAGUGCUCGAUGAUAGAAAUGACAAAAGUUUCUUAAGAGUCUUGAACUCGCUAAAGGAAAAAUACCGUGGACAGUUUGAAGCAGAAUUGGAGCGAAGCAGUUUCACGUUAAAAAUUGCUUUUCACAGACAGAUUAACAACGAAAUUGUGCGAAGUAUCAUGCCUUUCGUAAAGAAAAAUCGUCUGCAACGUCAUCUUGAACUUUCUCGGGCGCUUUUUCUAAGCGGCACCAGAGGUCAGAAAGAGGUCAUUCGAAUAGCAGAAGAACAUCAUUGUCAGAUCUCUGUCAUUUUACCUGGCUAUCAGGUGUUGGUGCGGGCUGAGUAUCCUAGAGGACAUCAGCUGCUUCUGUGCGAAGGCAACAUGGCUGCCACAGAUUGCGGUGUUGUAUUGCUUCCUUUCAGUGAUAAUCACAGAAAUUGGUCGCCUACCCACAAACAGAUUCUCGAAAGAGGUCUUCUCACAGAUAAGUACGAGUUGUAUUCCAAACAUAUGUGCGGCUUUUCCAAAGCUCGAACCUUGAAGCUUCAGUCUCAGAGGCCGAAUGAUAGGCAGGCGAUCGUGCUACUUCAUGUUCCUGACAAACUGGUCCUUCACUCACUUUUGGCGGAAGGACUGGAGGAGUGUUUAAAGCUGUCAUUUACACGUGAAGGAUGCAUAGCUCUCCCUGUUGCCAUGAGGACUUGGCAAUCUCUCGAAGAGAAUAUGAAAACCAUUGUUAAUGUCGUCCAAGAUCGCUUAGACGAAGAAGAAAACGCCACAACCAUCGUUCUCUACCUGGAGAAGUCGUCUGCUGAUGUGAGGCAGAAGCUCGUGGAAACACUGGAAAAGACACUGAGUGCACGCUGGAAGAUAGAGACAGACCGUGUUGCUGUUUACGAAGAGACCAUCUCGUCACCAACUCUUGUCAUUGUUGGCGAGACGAGAGCUGCGGAGACAACAUUCACAAAGUUGCAGACCAUGUAUGUACCCAGCGACUUUCAGGAACGCUCAUCUUUACUGGGCACUGUGAUGAAACCUGGAUUGAACCUGUUUACUGUCUCUUCUCCUAUGAUUUCAAAUUUUGGAGCCGAAAGUGAUGCAAAGGUUACGGUGCCGAAUACUAAGAGCAAGAACCGGAACAGUGAGGACGAGACUCAAGGGAAGCCGGUUAGCUUUACUCCAGCAGAGCCGCCUUGCCGUAACCUUAACACUGGACCUCCUAAAGUCUCCCAGAAGUUCGAGGUUGCUAGAGGUACCCACUUGAGUCUGGAGUCACCUGCUGUGGGCAGAGCUGGUCAUGACAAUAAUGACAGUAAGAAAAACUCAGUAAUCGAAAAGCUGGGGUCAGAGGUUGUUAACAGACUUGAGCAGAGCAAAGACGAACUUCGGCGACUGUCAACUGAACUAGGUCAAAUUUCUGGAAAAUUUAAGUGGAAACGACCAGAUAGCAUUAUUGUUACUGCAACAAAGCCUGAUAUACCUGAAGACUGGUGUGAACAGGUGAUGAAGAAGUUAGACAAGUAUAGGCAUGUUACCGAAGUGAACCCUGACAAGGUAGUGACCCCAGCGGAUGAAAGGGAGUUACCAAAGCGUAAGCGACCAGCAGUAGCUACAGCAACAAAUGAAGCGCCUAAAAGAAAGCGAUAAACCUAGAAUUAAAGAUUCUUAAUCAGUUUGAACACCUUGGCUCAUGCAAACAAAACCGAAUCGAAGAGAGAACAACGUCACUCCUAGAGACACAAGACUAGGAACUCCAAAAAAGUCUUAAGUGUAAAGCAGAUGAACUUUAUGCUGAUUUUUAACUGAUUUUAUAGUUUUUAUUAUUUUGAUAGCUGUGUCAGAUAUGAGAGGAAAGUUGCCUAGUAGUUGUAGCGAUGGCGUGUUCACUACCCUGUGCAAUACCCGUGUGAUAUCUCGGAAUGUGUAGCUGAUUCGAUAGGUUGGGAAAGGUAUCAUGGGCACCACUCUCGCUACAGCUAUCCCUGAGAGUGAGGACUAACACCUAAUUUCCCUUACAACCUUAAGGUCACGUGUUUACCUUUCCCUUGUUAUAACUACCCUUGACACGCUAAGUACAAUUACUUUUGUAUUUAACUGUAACCCGCCAUCAGUUAUUAGACCUUGAUCUUGUACUCGUUAGAGAUUGGUCUUGUUUAUGUUUCACUCUUUUAUAACAAAACAGAUCCUAACAAAUUCAUAUUAAAGGAUCUUUCUAUUUUUGCGAAUGCUACAUUUUGAGAAAAAACAUAAUGCAAACAUUCUUUUUAAAGAUAGAAUAACAAACGCAUUUUUAAAAUGCUCGAUGUUUAUUAAAACGAAAGGACUUGUCCAUUAAAUACGUUUUGCUGAAAAGAGAACUGUUAAAAACUCGUUUCUACUUAAUAAAUGAAUGAAUAUAAAAA